Molecule: messenger RNA, 598 nt
Organism: Eucalyptus grandis
Lineage: Eukaryota; Viridiplantae; Streptophyta; Magnoliopsida; Myrtales; Myrtaceae
Product: heavy metal-associated isoprenylated plant protein 28
Exons: 2
Coding region: 65-460 (131 amino acids)
Molecular function (GO): metal ion binding
Source: RefSeq, a predicted model, not a curated record
UUAUCGAGGACAGCAGAGGUCGGGGAGGAAGUGUUGGCUAGAGAAACGUUUAAAAAAUCAAAUCAUGGCAGACAUGCAGAUCGUUCCGGCUUACAAAACCAAUGUGGAGCCACAGUACGUGGAGAUGAUGGUGCCUCUGUAUUCCUACGGUUGCGAGAGGAAGAUCAAGAAGGCAUUGUCUCAUACAAAGGGAAUAUACUCGGUGAACGUAGACUACAACCAGCAGAAGGUGACGGUGUGGGGGAUCUGCAACAAAUACGACGUGCUGGAGACCAUGAAGGCCAAGAGAAAAGAAUCUCGUUUCUGGAACCCGGAAGACAACCACGGCGGCACGGAUUUAGCCGAUGAAGAUGGCUUGCAAUCUUGUGAGGGCGCCGGCAGCGUUAAGCAUCUGAUCAAGUCCGGGUCUCUGAGCUGGAGAGCGUGGAAGAGAAUCUUCACGAGAUCCAAUUCCAUUUGAAAGCACAUCAAACCAUACAAUGCUUAUAAAAUCUUAAAUUGCAUGGUAAUGGGCACUUAACGAUUCCUGUCUUGCCGCUGCUAAGACGAUGAGAAUGAAUGUAAAUUUGAACCAACGUGCCUCUCAAGUUUUUGGGUC